This is a messenger RNA of Dichotomopilus funicola, 2976 nucleotides long. RefSeq names its product SNF2 family N-terminal domain-containing protein. The record is from RefSeq and is a predicted model, not a curated record. Gene Ontology annotation, cellular component: nucleus. The coding region runs from base 1 to 2976 and encodes 991 amino acids. The transcript has 3 exons. Lineage: Eukaryota; Fungi; Ascomycota; Sordariomycetes; Sordariales; Chaetomiaceae. Gene Ontology annotation, molecular function: ATP-dependent chromatin remodeler activity; ATP binding; metal ion binding. Gene Ontology annotation, biological process: nucleotide-excision repair.
AUGGUUCGAACGAGGCGGUCCCUAGCCGCGGCUGACGGCACUGCCGUAGCACCUCCGCAGCCUCGCCCCUUGGAUCCCGCUAAGCGGCCCAAAGGCCAGAGCAGCAGGUCAAGUGUGACGUCCGACUCACCGACUGUCUUUACCUCCGCCACCCCUUCCCUUCUUAGCGGAGUUACGACCCCUCUGACUAGCAAUUCCGAGAUGGCGACCCCAAAGGAGCCUCUGCAGCAGCCUUCGGGCCAGCGAGUCAAUAGGAUUGAAGUGGUACUCCCAUCUACGAAGAUACCACUGCAUCGAAACCGCGACAAUAGUCUUUUGGCCAUGGGCACGAAGCGGAAACGCUCCGUGGUUCAGGAUAGCGAGGAAGAAUUCUCGGACAGUUCCCCGGAUGCGGCCAUGGCUCGGAAACUACAGGCGGAAGAGUAUGCCCCCGCCGAAAACGUUGACAAGCCUUCUGUUUCUGAAUCUGGCCCCUCAACUCGACGUCGCGCCGCUGCUCCGCCUGCCGCUCGUCCAUCGCGACCCGCUAGCUCUUCUAAGAUCCGAAACAAAAGACGGGCCGUCGCCGUACCAGAUUCCGAAGGCGAACAAAGCGAUCUUCAGCAACCCUCAGAUGAGGAUGAGAGUGACGAUGAGCCUUUGCGGAGAUCGCGGGCCACUGUCAGAAAAGCUUCUACGACCAAACCUGGGGCACCACCCGCCCAAGCACGAGGAUCGCACAAUAAGAAGCCCCAGGAGGAUGCGGCACUCCCCGACAGUGAUGAUCUGUCAGAUGAUGACGCCAGUGUUAGCGCCUUUGGGUCCGACUACCUGAUCUCGGACAGUGAUCUUUCCGACGCUGGGGACGAUGGCCGUGCCGAUCCUGACGCUGGCGGAGCCCCCGACGGCAACCUCGUGGACAACGACAACGGCAACAAUGAUGACCAUUUAGCCGCACUAGACACGGCCUUUCAGGCCGCGAUGGCCCACCGCCGCGGCCUCCGAGACGCGAUGACCCAGCGCCGCGCCUACCGCGCCCAGGCUGACCAGCGUCGUGUCAAGAUCAGCCGGAUUCGCUUAGAAACGCACCACCCAGAACUUACCACUAUGUGGAAGGAACUAGAAGACAUGCCUGUUUUGAAAGCUGGCAAAGCAAAUCAACCAAAAUCCAUCUCUCGCCACCUUAAGCCCUUUCAGCUUGAGGGCUUAGCUUGGAUGAUGGCGAUGGAGAAGACAAAGUGGAAGGGCGGCCUGCUCGGCGAUGAGAUGGGCCUCGGCAAGACUAUUCAGGCCGUCUCCCUCAUCAUGUCUGACUUUCCGGCCAAAAAGCCCUCGCUAGUAUUAGUUCCUCCCGUCGCCUUGAUGCAGUGGAUGACGGAAAUCGAGUCCUACACGGACGGAACUCUGAAGACGCUCGUCCUCCACGGAACCAACUCCAAAUCGAAAAACCUCACGGCUAAAGACAUCAAGAAGUACAAUGUCAUCAUCAUGUCUUACAACAGCCUAGAGUCGAUGUACCGCAAGCAGGAGAAGGGCUUCAAGCGCAAGGGCGGCCUAUUCAAAGAAAAGUCAAUCAUCCACCAAACCAGCUUCCACCGUGUGAUUCUCGACGAGGCUCACUGCAUCAAAACGAGAACGACCAUGACAGCCAAGGCCUGUUUUGCCCUCAAGGUCACCUACCGCUGGUGCCUAUCUGGCACCCCUCUCCAAAACCGCAUCGGCGAGUUUUUCUCCCUGAUUCGCUUCCUCAACAUCCGCCCUUUUGCCUGCUACUUGUGCAAGCAGUGCCCUUGCUCCACACUGGAGUGGCAGAUGGACGACGACAACAGAUGCACAGGUUGUGGCCACGGUGGCAUGCGCCAUGUAUCCGUUUUCAACCAAGAAUUGCUCAACCCCAUUCAAAAGUUUGGCAAUCGGGGCGUUGGCGCCGCGGCCUUCCAGAAACUGCGUAUUAUGACGGAUCGAAUCAUGCUUCGCCGUCUCAAGAAAGACCACACGGAUUCAAUGGAGCUUCCAGUGAAGGAGAUUAACGUGGAGCGCCAGUUUUUUGGCGAAGAGGAGAACGAUUUUGCCAACAGUAUCAUGACGAAUGGUCAACGCAAGUUCGAUACUUACGUCGCCAGCGGCGUCCUCCUCAACAACUACGCCAACAUCUUUGGUCUCAUUAUGCAGAUGCGCCAGGUAGCUGAUCACCCAGACCUGAUCCUGAAGAAGAACAGCGAGGGCGGUCAAAACAUACUCGUGUGCAGCAUUUGCGACGAGCCAGCCGAGGACGCGAUCCGGUCCCAAUGCAAACACGACUUCUGCCGUAUGUGCGUCAAGAGCUACCUGAACUCGACGACAGAGCCGAACUGUCCGCAGUGUCACAUCCCACUGUCCAUUGACCUCGAGCAGCCUGAGAUGGAGCAGGACGAGGUCCAGGUCAAAAAAUCGUCUAUCAUCAACCGGAUUAAAAUGGAGGAUUGGACGUCGUCCUCCAAGAUCGAGCUACUCGUGCACGAGCUCCACAAGCUCCGCUCCGACAAUUCGUCACACAAGUCCAUCAUCUUCUCCCAGUUCACGACCAUGCUGCAGCUGAUCGAGUGGCGUCUGCGUCGUGCCGGUAUCACAACUGUGAUGCUUGAUGGCAGCAUGACCCCUGCUCAACGGCAGGCGUCGAUUCAGUAUUUCAUGACCAAUGUCGACGUCGAGGUCUUUCUAGUUUCACUCAAGGCUGGCGGCGUAGCACUGAAUCUUACCGAGGCUUCUCGGGUUUUCAUCGUCGACCCCUGGUGGAAUCCUGCGGCUGAAUGGCAGUCUGCUGACCGGUGCCAUCGUAUUGGGCAAACCCGUCCAUGCACCAUCACCCGCCUGUGUAUUGAGGACUCCGUUGAGAGCCGUAUGGUCCUCUUACAAGAGAAGAAGACAAACAUGAUCAACUCUACCAUCAAUGCUGAUGAUGCGGCGAUGGACUCGCUCAGCCCGGAGGAUCUGCAGUUCCUCUUCCGCGGCAGCUGA